Molecule: messenger RNA, 3231 nt
Organism: Fonticula alba
Lineage: Eukaryota; Rotosphaerida; Fonticulaceae
Product: transcription factor STE12
Exons: 8
Coding region: 1-2484 (827 amino acids)
Biological process (GO): regulation of transcription by RNA polymerase II
Cellular component (GO): nucleus; transcription regulator complex; PcG protein complex
Molecular function (GO): RNA polymerase II cis-regulatory region sequence-specific DNA binding; DNA-binding transcription factor activity, RNA polymerase II-specific
Source: RefSeq, a predicted model, not a curated record
AUGACCGGUGCCACAGGGGCUGGCUCCGGCUCCACCCCCGUGUCCACCCCCUUCAAUGGGCCCUUCUCGGUGCCCAUGCAGCACCAGUCAAGCAGCGACUUCUCCAUUCAAGGCUCCUCCGGCCUUCCGUCGUUGAACCUGUCCAGCCAGCAAACUUCCUUCGCCGCUGCUGCCGCUGCCUCAACCGCCGCCACCGCCACUUCCGCCACUCUUGCCAGCGUCGGCACGUCGCCUAGCGGUCUUCCACAGCACCUGAACCAGUGCUCCUCCUCCACCUUGUCUGCCAAUCUCAAUCUCGGCGCUCUAUCACAGGCCGCCCACGUUGGCCCCUCCGAGAUCACCUCCGCUCAGGGAUUCCUCCUAAACGGCAACCACCUGCAAGUCAACGUUCCCAGCGGCCUUAUUCUUGUCAAUCAUUCCACCAUCCAGUCUUCUCCCACCGGCAGCUCCUUCCAUUCCUGCGGCUCCGCCAGUGUUGGUACCUCCGCUCCCCCCUCUUGCUCCUCGGCCGCUGCCAGCGCCUGGGACGACGGGUCCUUGUCGAUGAAGAAGAUCGAGCUCAGCAUCCCUCAAUUGACUGAUAUUCCGACCAUGGCGCUCGGCAUCCACGCCGGGUCUUCGUCGGAGGGCGCCCCCAGUGCGACGCAAUACCUCCAUCAAGGAGGCUACUCCCAACUGAAGAACAUUCAGCAGCCCUUCCAUCAACCCUUCCAUCAUGCUCAUGGCCAGCAAACUCAGCAGCAGCAGCAGCAGCAGCAGCAGCAACAACAACAGCAACAGCAACAGCAGCAGCAGCAGCAGCAGCAGCACGUUUACCAGCAGCAGCAGCAGCAGCAGCCACAGCAGCAUUAUAGCCAGCUCCAGCUCCAGCAGAUCCAACAGCUCCAGCUCCAGCGACGCAUUCAGCAGCAGCAGCAGCAGCUUCAACAGCAGCAGCAGCAGCAGCAGCAACUGCGUUUGCAGCAGCAGCUUCAAUUCCAACAGCAGCAGCAGCAACAGCAACAGCUUCAACUUCAGCAGCACCUCCAACAGCAGUCCCAUGGUGGUGCCGACCUGAGUCCCAUUCACGCACACCUCCACCAAUCUUAUGCGGCCGCCGCUGCUGCUGUCGCUUCCGCCACUGCGACCUCCCCCUCGCAAAUCGGCGGUAAUGGCCUGUCUCAAGUGAAGCCCCUCGGCAACAAUGGACAUGCCCACCCCUCUGCCGUAUCCUUUUCCGGCCUACAGCCGAUGCAAGGCAAUCAGAUGAAGUCCCUCCAACAGCAGCAGCAGCAGCAACAACAACAACAACAGUCGCAACACCAGCACUGCGCCAGCCAGCCAGGCAUGACAAUGUUCCAACAGCCCCAUAUCCCCGCGGUUGGCGGAGGCACCGGUGGCUAUUCCCAGCCGCCCCAGUCCGCGAGCACAGCAAACGCCCACUUUCAGAUUCCCCUGCCCCAGUCGACUUCGCAGCUGCCCUUCUGCGAGGUCGGCCAGCCGGUGCCCUUCCCCUCACAGCCGGGAACGUCGUCCACCGCGGCGGCUGCCGCUGUUGCUGCGGCUGCCGUCGCGCAGCUCCUCCACCACCACCCGGAUCAGACCGGAGGCUCCAUGCAUGGCGACCUGUUGAUGUCGUCUCCGAAUAAGGGCGGCACGGGUGCCUUUUUGUCGGCCAGUCGCGAGGCGUCGGAGGUGGCUGCCGCGGCCGCGGUCCUCCACGGCGCUGGCGGCCUCCCCUCAUGGGGGGCUGACCUGUCCGCCAGUGGUGCGAUGACUGCUUCACACUCUGCAUCUUCCUUGGCAGACAUGAGCGGAGCCAACUCGCCCACACACUCGGGCCGCGCUGCCUCAAUUGGCAAGCAGCCCCUUGCGUCGUUGACUUCGACGUCGGUCAGCACUGACCUUGCUCGGCCCUCGUCGGCUGACGCCUCGGCCUCCUUCUCUGUGCGCCUCCACCCAAGUAUUUCGCCUAUCUCAGAUAUGACUGCUGCAUCCAGGGUCAAGGUGGGACCCCGAAAGGGGCUUGCCUCCGCAGCCGGUGUUGGCAAUCCCCUUUCUUCCACCCCGUCAUCCGGCCGGCGAGUGACCAAACGCGACCGGCGCCGGAUAGUCACCAAGAAGUUCUUCCAAUGCAAGGAACCCGGCUGCACGCGGGACUUUGGCCGCCUGGAGCAUCUCCGCCGACACAGCCUCACACACUCCGGCGCUCGGCCCUUCAUCUGCUGCUUCGCCGGGUGCUCGAAGUCCUUUGCUCGGGCGGAUAACCUUCGUCAGCACGAGCGCACCCAUGCGGCCGGGGCUCGGCGCGGGGGGUCCGGCCGGCGACGCAGCUCCACCACCACCACCCUGUCGAGCCUCACUCCCGGCACCGCCGGAGAGGAUGACGACGAGGUGCUCCUGACCCACUCGGUAGAUGGCUCCUCCGGGGCUGAGGACGAUGGCAUUGUCACUCCCGAGGACAAUCACGACCGGCUGUCGUCUGGCGGGCCAGCCGGCCUCUAGAAACCGAAGAUGCGGCUGUGGAUGCGCGCUGCGCGUGCACACAUGGCCGCAUGCACACAUAUCUUCCCCUUCUCCCCUCCGUUUGCUGCUCCCUCUGCUACUUCCCUUUCAACGAUGCUGGCACAUCCGCCCAAGAUGAAGAGCGAAGGACCGGACACGCUGAAGGCCACACCCGAGAGUGCGCGCAUGCUGUAUGUGCAUGUCUGCCAAGAAAGUUCCCCGAGGCAGACAGAAUCAAACAGGGACGCGGCAAGAAGACGACGCGCAUGGAAGACUGGAUCGUUGCCGAAUGAGGGAUUGGAGCAGAGAGAGAGAGAGAGAGAGAAGAAAGAGGAGGAGUAGGCCUUUUUGUGUCUCUGGCACAGCCUCACCCCGAGCAGCAUGCCCUCUCCUUUCCCCCUGUUUCUUGCUCCUCUGCCCGAGUAUCCUUCCUCUUCCUUUCCGUCUCUUCUUCCUCCCUCCCAUGACGCCCCCUCCUCCCCGCUCCCUCCCCCUGCUCCCCCUCUACCUCUCCUCCCUCUCCGCCCUCUCCGCCCUCUUUCCCACUCCCCACCCACGCCUCGCUAUUCCCUUUACCUCCCCCCCCCCGGGCUUUCCUUUCCCCUCGCUCCCCUCGGUAUACCUCCCUCAUGAAGCUCUCUCUUCGGCAAGCAUUUCGACGCGCAUAUACAAAAGCCGCCCGCGCGCGCCCUGUUCAAGCGGACGCCUCAAGCCCUGUUACUGGCCCUCUCUCUCUCUCUCUCUCUC